AUGAAGAACAGAAAUAUGGGAUUUAAUGGUUACAGCGGGUAUGCCCCACCGCCAAUGCCGUAUGCAUGUUACCCAUGCUCUGGUUGUGGUGGUGGUUAUGAUAGAUGCGGGUGUGAUGACGGCUUCAACAAUGUAAACUACGUGCCGUAUCCCGUUCCUGUACCAAUGCCCAGCGGUGGGACUAUAGCAGACCCUAAUCUGUACCCAAUGCCUACGGAUGAGUUAACAAUUAUACCAUCGACACCUGGACAAGCUGUGAACCCGAGAGAUAAUGAAUUCAGUUACGCGCAAUGGCUGGACAAUUACGGACUAUACAAUGUCAAUCCUGAAAGGAUGAUGACAUUUGACGGUUCUCCUGUUCCCAAUUACGUCAACGCACCGUCAUCGCAACCAAUAGUCAUCGUAGUUGAUAAAGAUGACGAUGACAAAAUGGACAUUCUAGAUUGGCUGGACCUUUUCACAAGUUUUCGUAACGGUAAUGCGGGUAAUCCCGUUUACGUACCGUAUCCCAUUCCCGUACCAUUCUGUGGGUGUUCGUGUGGCAAUGGUGGGAAUUACUAUUGA
Leptosia nina is the source of this 564-nucleotide messenger RNA. Lineage: Eukaryota; Metazoa; Arthropoda; Insecta; Lepidoptera; Pieridae. The record is from the annotation of a GenBank genome assembly.